AUGGUUUUUAGAAGCGUUUUUUCAAGAAAUUUUCAAAAACGACUUCAUGGUUCUUUACAACCGAUUACACGUCCUCAUGAAACAAUCGAACAAAAGCGAGCUAGAUUACUUUAUCAAUCUCGAAAGAGAGGAAUUUUGGAAACUGAUUUAUUACUUUCAACAUUUGCUAAAAAGUUUCUUAAUGAAUUUACCGAAUCAGAAUUAAAGGAAUAUGAUGAAUUAUUAAAUAUGCCAGAUUGGGAUAUUUAUGAGUUUGUAACUAAUAAAAAACUUGCUCCUGAACGUUGGGUAAAGAGUCCAUUGUUUCAAAAAUUAAAACAACAUGUAAAUAAUGAAGGAAAAGUAAUUUUGAGAAUGCCAGAUUUGUAA
Molecule: messenger RNA, 369 nt
Organism: Dentiscutata erythropus
Lineage: Eukaryota; Fungi; Glomeromycota; Glomeromycetes; Diversisporales; Gigasporaceae
Source: the annotation of a GenBank genome assembly